CGCAUGUCACCUAGCGACACUCGUUAGCGCGCGCACGCGACUCCUCCCUCUCUCUUCCGAAAACUCCUGCGCCUUUGACUGCUAAGAUGAUCAUACUUUGCUUAACGAUAUUUGCGAACAUUUUCAAGACUGGAUGGACUGGCACAAACGAGCGCACAUUCAUCGCAGUGAAGCCAGAUGGAGUUCAGCGCAGACUGGUGGGUGAGAUCAUCCUCCGCUUUGAGCGCAAGGGUUUCAAACUGGUCGGCAUGAAGCUCCUGCAGGCAUCAGAGGAGCAGCUCAGACAGCACUAUAGGGACCUGAGGGAGAAGCCGUUCUACGGUGGCUUGGUCAAAUACAUGAGCUCUGGACCCAUUGUUGCAAUGGUCUGGCAAGGGCUGGAUGUGGUAAAAACUUGCAGAAAGAUGCUUGGAGAGACAAACCCAGCAGACUCUCUCCCUGGCACUAUCAAAGGAGACUAUUGCAUUGAAGUGGGCAGGAAUGUGAUUCACGGCAGUGAUUCAGUUGAAAGUGCUCAGAGAGAGAUCUCAAUGUGGUUCGAGCAUCAUGAGUUGUUCUGCUGGGAAGAAUGCAAUGAGCACUGGAUCUAUGCUUGAAACCCAUCAUGUAACACUCACACACUUAUCAUAACAUACAGCUUCAUCUGCUCCUCUCAAGAGAAAACUCUGCUCAAGCCAUAAAUUGACAAAAAAAAAAAAAAACAGGAAAAGCUAGCUUGUGUUCUCAAGGUAACCUGCCUUUGUCCCUGAUAUCCAGUUAUUGGUCAUGCUAUAUUGAAUGUUUUGGUUUUCUUACUGCUUUCUUUGCAAAUGUUUAAUCUUCACAGAUAUUCACUGCAUUACUAAUCUUUGGUUGGUUGGUAAAUCAUGCAUUACUCUAAGAUAUUUUACUCAAGGUAUUUACAUCCAAUCGAAAGAUGUUGUUUACAUUUUUACCUCCAGCUUUUGAUAUGGAUAUGCUUCUUGCCAUCUUGAUGCACUCUGUAAAAAAAAAUACUUGUAUUAAUCAUGUCUCAAAAGGAAAGCAAUAAUGAAUGACAAAGGGACAAAGGGUUCUGAAUAACUGACCUGAAUAUCCCAGUAAUACUUUGUCUUACUCUAGUGCUUGGAAAUCAUUUCACCAAAGGGCGCCUUACUUUACAAAUAAAUUAUUCCUUUGUUCAUUGAC
Messenger RNA from Carassius carassius (crucian carp), 1167 nucleotides. RefSeq names its product NME/NM23 nucleoside diphosphate kinase 3 (gene nme3). The transcript is spliced from 5 exons. The record is from RefSeq and is a predicted model, not a curated record. Lineage: Eukaryota; Metazoa; Chordata; Actinopteri; Cypriniformes; Cyprinidae. Gene Ontology annotation, molecular function: nucleoside diphosphate kinase activity. Bases 87 to 596 code for a protein of 169 amino acids. Gene Ontology annotation, biological process: CTP biosynthetic process; GTP biosynthetic process; UTP biosynthetic process.